This is a messenger RNA of Teleopsis dalmanni, 1177 nucleotides long. RefSeq lists its product as uncharacterized. Bases 20 to 1105 code for a protein of 361 amino acids. The record is from RefSeq and is a predicted model, not a curated record. Lineage: Eukaryota; Metazoa; Arthropoda; Insecta; Diptera; Diopsidae. The transcript is spliced from 3 exons.
CUUGAAAAAAUAUCGUUUAAUGGAUCUUAUUUUGCCAUUUAUUCCACAUACUACUGUACUUAAAUUAUCAAUAUGGACUACAACAGCAUAUAUAGAUUUUACCAAUCGUGAAUCUGCAUUAGAAUUUAUGAAAAUCUUACAAUAUAAUUGCGGUGAAAAAAUUGACAUUGGAUGGACUAAAAGCAAGGCAAUAGACGAAUUGCAUUGGUUUGAUUUUGAUACAAUGUUACGUUUGAAGUGCAUAGCUAACAACUGGGAAGUUCCAAUCAUAUUAUUUGGUAGUUAUUACAAAGAGCAGUCAUUGCAAUAUUGCGCUGUAGUAUUGCGAAAUAUUACUGAUAACUAUACUGAAGCUCGCUGUAUAUUCUGUAUAAUGCACACCGAUCAAUUGGUGGAUAUACAUUCCCGCGUCUGCGAAACUGUUUGCACUUUAAUUGAUGGUAUCGGGAUAUUUCCAGAUGUCAACUACUUAAUAGACGUGCAGUAUAAUACCGCACAUAUAUUGGGUUGUGUUGUACAAUUGAAUAACUUUAUACAGGUAAUUGGAACGCGCACAUCAACUGAGAAUAAUAACUUCGAAUUUGAUAUUAAUGAAUUAGUUGAUCUUUCCUGGGCAGUAGCGAUUUUAUGUCAAAUGGAUGGAGAUGUGCUUAUUGAAAAGUAUUACCAAACCUUUCAAACUAACAAUGUAAAAACAUAUCUCCCGUAUGUGAGUGUGUUAGGAAAUAGACUUUUUGGUACUAUUAUACCAAAUUAUAGACGCAAACUUCCUAUUGGUCAUGAUCUUAAUGACACUAAGUUAAAUUUUGCUCUAUGUCAUAAAAGUACUUCUUCUAAUUAUAAUCCCGAUAGGCCAUAUACUCCUACACCGCAAUCACAAGUCCAAUGCAUUAAUAAGAACUUUAAAUAUGUCUCUUUUGAACUGCAACCACUUGAUUUAAGACAUGAUCGGACCAGUUCUCAGUUAAAGUAUUUGCUAUUUGGUGAUACACGUUCUUACCAUCCAGAAAAAAAAUUGAAAAUAGAUAUUAGAAAUUUUAUUGGUACAUCGUAUAAAAAUAGUUUUAGAACUGUGCAUAAAGCAGAUCGACCUCCACCUCAAUAAUUUAUAUGAUGAGUUUGCAAUCAAUUCUAAAAGAGUGUUGUACGUGUGUAUAGGUUCUGAAAAUAUGAUAAU